Molecule: messenger RNA, 6909 nt
Organism: Homalodisca vitripennis (glassy-winged sharpshooter)
Lineage: Eukaryota; Metazoa; Arthropoda; Insecta; Hemiptera; Cicadellidae
Product: neuroglian
Exons: 25
Coding region: 189-3965 (1258 amino acids)
Biological process (GO): cell-cell adhesion
Molecular function (GO): protein binding
Source: RefSeq, a predicted model, not a curated record
CAAUUAUCAAAAUGCAUUUAUUGAAUCCAGUAGUGGUCACGUGAUGUAUGCGUAAUGUUUCUCUAAAAGUUGAUGAUUGUAUUUAUGUUGGGCGGUUUCGUGAUUAAUUGAGUUGGUCGUGAGGAUUUUAGGAGUUCUUUGAUAAUUGAGAGGACCAGAGGCUAAGGUCCUCUACAUCGUGGGGCAAGAUGGUGACACAAGGACACAGGUUGUGUCUCCUGGUAACGGCCGUCUGCAUCGGCUUUACAUCAGCUCUAAUUCAGUCGCCGCCCCGAAUAGUGAAACAGCCGCCAACAGAUGAGUUGUUGUUCCAAGUCGCCACCCAGCAGAACGAGAACGACAAACCGUUCAUCAUUGAAUGUGAGGCGGAGGGUGAACCCGCUCCCAAAUAUCGCUGGAUAAAAAACGGAAAAAACUUUGACUGGCAAGCCUACGAUGACAGGAUAUCCCAGCAGCCCGGUAGGGGGACCUUGGUCAUCACCUCUCCUAGAGACGAGGAUCUUGGUCAAUACCAGUGCUUUGCUACGAACGAGUGGGGCACGGCCACCUCCAACUCGGUGUUUGUGCGGAAGGCAGAGCUGAACUCAUUCAAAGAUGAUGUCCCCAUGACCCUAACGGCAGAGGAGGGCAGUCCCUUCAAGUUGACCUGUCAACCUCCGGACGGCUGGCCCAAACCUAAUGUCUAUUGGCUGAUACAGAACGCGGACGGAGGUAUCAAGAGUAUCAACAAUUCCCGGAUGACUCUGGAUCCGGAGGGUAACCUCUGGUUCUCGAACGUAACUAGGAAUGAUGCCAGUGAGGAGUGGUACUACGCUUGCGCUGCCACUUCCGUAUUCAGGAAUGAGUACAAGUUGGGAAACCGGGUGUUGCUGAAUGUCGUAGCUGCUGGUAUCUCUGCAGCACAGAACCGCCAUGAACCGGUCCAGCAGUACUGUACCAGAAAGAAUGAAGUGGCUCUCCGAGGCAAGAAGGUGGAACUCUAUUGUAUAUUCGGCGGAACGCCGUUGCCACAGACUGUGUGGAGUAAAGACGGGCGGCCGGUACAGUCAUCGGACCGGGUGACACAAGGCAAUUACGGCAAAAGUUUGAUCAUCAAACAUGUCAACUUUGAGGAUGAGGGUGCCUACACGUGUGAGGUCAGCAAUGGUGUGGGAGAGGCUAAGACCUACUCCAUCAACCUCAAGGUUUGGGCCACUCCGUACUUCACAGUGGAGCCAGAGAUCAUCAACGAGGCCGAGGACGAGACGGUGGAGUUCAAGUGUGCAGCGUCCGGAGUGCCUGAGCCAGAAAUCAAGUGGAUACACAACGGCAAGCCCAUCUCAGAGGCGCCCCCUAACCCUCGUCGUAAGGUAACGCCGAAUUCAAUAGUGAUCGAGAAGCUAGAGAAGACUGACACGGGCAACUACGGAUGUAACGCCACCAACAGUCUGGGAUACGUCUACAAGGAUGUCUACCUCAAUGUUCUCAUGCUGGCCCCCGAGAUCACGGAGCCACCUCAGGAUCUGGCUACUGUGGACGGGCGGACUGUCACCCUCAAGUGUCGGGUGUUUGGAGCUCCCAAACCGCAGGUUAAGUGGGUCCGCAGCUCGCUCGAACUCACCGGUGGCAGAUAUAACAUACUUGAGUCCGGCGACCUCGAGAUAAGAGAUGUCAGUUUCCUGGACGCAGGUCACUACACUUGCCACGCCUCCAACAAGCUGGGCGCUGCUGACGCCUCAGGCACUUUGGUCGUCAAAGAGCACACAAGGAUCACGGACGAACCUGAGGACUACGAAGUGCCAGCCGGGUCUACGGCUACUUUCCGCUGUAAUGCCGUAUCCGAUGCCUCACUGGAACUGAGCAUUGACUGGAUGAACAACGGAGAGCUGAUCGACUUUGACAGUGAACCUCGAUUUGUACGAUCCAACGACUACUCGUUGACCAUCACCAAGACAACAGAACUGGACUCGGGAACCUACUCUUGCGUUGCGUCCACGGAGCUCGAUAAGGCUCAGGCUCAGGCUACUCUCAUUGUACAAGAUGUACCCAAUGCGCCGCGCUUGACCGGAGUGGUAUGCAACAAGCGCGACGCCUCCCUCUCUUGGAAGCCAAUGGGAGACAACCGUGCACCUGUUCUCAGAUUCACCAUCCAGUACAACACAACAUUCACUCCCGACGUGUGGGAGGUGGCCUUCGACUCCGUUCCUGCGUCUGACCUCACAUAUACGGUUGCAAUGAGUCCCUGGGCCAACUACACUUUCCGAGUGCUUGCCAUCAACAAGAUCGGACCGUCGUCACCCUCUGGUCACAGCAAGGUGUGCACCACCCAGCCAGAUGUGCCCUACAAGAACCCUGACAAUGUCGAGGGCAAGGGCACAGAACCAAGCAACAUCGUCAUCAGUUGGACGCCGAUGCCAGAAAUAGAACACAAUGCACCGAGGUUUCACUACAGGGUAUUCUGGCGACGUGACAUCGCUGGAGAACAAUGGACCUCAGAUGACAUCAUUGACUGGCGCAAGUCAGAGCUGGUGAUAGCCAAUCAGCCCACCUUCCAGCCGUACCGCAUCAAAGUGAUAGCCAUCAACGAGAAAGGAGAGAGCAACGUUGCUCCCACUGAAGUCAUUGGCUACUCAGGCGAGGACGUGCCGACGCAGGCUCCAAGCAACUUCACCUUGGUACAGGUGACUGCCUCCACCAGUGCCCUGCUCAGCUGGAACCCUGUGCCUGUGGAGACUGUCCGCGGACACUUCAAGGGGUACAAGGUCCAGACAUGGACAGACAGGGAAGGAGAGGCGAGUAUGCGGGAGAUCCACGUGAAGGGAGAUGCCACUCGAGCCCUGGUCAACCGGUUUGUUCCCCACACUAAGAACUACGCGCGAGUGCUUGUGUACAACUCUCGGUACAACGGACCACCCAGUGAGACGCUCAGCUUUGACACACCAGAGGGAGUUCCCGGAACUGUACAGUCACUAGAGGCUAUCCCCAUGGGGUCUUCAGCACUGUACUUGGUAUGGAAGAAGCCAGAGCAGGAGAACGGUGUGCUGACCGGCUAUAAGAUCUACUACCAGACGGUGAAGGGGACAAAAGUCGGUCCGUUGAUGGAACGAGAGCCCCACAUCAGUGAUCCUAACACAAUCAGAGCAAAGCUGGCAGGGCUGGAGCCGGGCACCAAGUACAGGAUACACAUCAAGGCCACUACCAACGCUGGGGAGGGCGAGGACUACUUCAUAGAACAGAGGACCCGAGGUUCACAGUCCGCACCUCCGGAUGUACCCACGUUCCGUCUGGAGCAGCUGGCCUUCCAAAACAACAAUGGAUACGGACAUGUUCGCGUCACCUGGACACCUAACUUGGAUGGUAAACCCGGCUCGCACUUCUACGUCAAGUACAAGCUGAAGGACGAGUCGCAGUACACAAUAUCAGAUAACGAGAUGGACGAGGACUGGCUCGUGGUGCGACCGCUGACGCCCGGACAGACGUACGACUUCAAGGUGGUGGCUGUGGAUGGGGAGUAUUCCACAGAAUCGGAAACUCAAGAACUUGAGAUCUUCGAAACUGAUGGUGAACUGCCCGCUUCAGACCCAGUGAUACGUCGGCGCGAGGACGUAGCAACGGCAGGCUGGUUCAUCGGGAUGAUGCUAGCCAUCGCGUUCCUGCUGCUUGUGCUGAUCCUGGUGUGCAUCGUAAAGCGCAAUCGCGGCGGCAAGUACGCGGUGCACGAACGCGAGGCAGCACAUGGCAGACACGACUACCCAGAUGAGAGUGGUUUCCACGAAUACUCUCAGCCAUUAGACAACAAGUCACACGGGAGAGGCUCCAUGAGCAGUGACCCCAAGGCAGCUCCAGAGAGUGACACAGACUCCAUGGCAGAGUACGGGGAGGGUGACACAGAAGGUAUGAACGAGGACGGCUCUUUCAUUGGCCUUUAUGGCAAGCAGAAAAAACAAGGCGAAACAUCGUCCGGAGGAUUUGCAACUCUCGUAUAAGCAAGGGCGGUUCACAGAAGACGGGUCUUUCAUCGGCCAGUACGGGCCCGGCAAUGCCAAGAAGAAAGAGGAGCCUCCGUCCACGUCGGCAAUCGCCACUUACGUCUAGUUCCCACGCUCCUCUCUCGUCUGACACGUCGUCGUGCACAGGGCUCUUACUCGUGUCGUCUCGUCUCAUCGCAUCGUCACAUCGGCUACCGUUGUGUUCAGUUUUUGUUGUUUUAUCGGUUGUGACUAUUCUGGGCUAGUAUGGCACAUUUUACCUUUGACCCCAACCUGUUUAAAUUUUCUCUAGAACAGGUUGAGUUUUUUUAUCUAUAAGAAAUCACAUUUUCUGUAUUUUCAAUCAAACAACUUUAAUAAUAACAAUAAACAUAAUUGACUGCUAUAAAUGCUCUGAUUUCAACUAAUAGAAAAAUAAAUUUUAUUUUAUUUAAACAACAAGACAAAUUGGUUCAUUUCAACGAUGAGAAGAAUGAAAAAUUUUCAUUUUUGCCCUAGCCCAGAUAGUGUGUAAUUAUGUUGUUGUAAAUCAAAUAUCACCGUUUAUAUAUUAUUUACGAAAGGAAACCUCUAAUAGUUAAUAAUUAGCGAUUAGUAAACUAGAAGAAGUAAUAUAACCUCUAUGUUAAUUUAUAGUUGUAGGUAGAAGAGCUGUGAAAGGCUACUUUGUGGUUUGUGUUUAAUUUACAAAUGUAGUGCAGUGUGAGCUGUGACGAGUUGAACUACUGUAGUAAGAGCUCUGCCUUAAACUAUUAGCAGUUGUAGCGUAGCGUUUUCCAUUCUCUGUUCAUACUUUCAAGGCUCACAAUUGCGUUUAUAUGUUCAUCAUUGGCACAAAACUGGCUCUUGGUUUUGUACAAAAUCUAUUUUUAAAAUAAUACAAUUUUUAUAUCACUUGUAAAAUAUUCAAUUUGUUUAGUUUUAGCACAAUAACAGUCUCUCGGAGAAGAGAAUGGAAUUUUUCUUUCUAAAUGUGUUGAUUUGAAGGUGGGAUAUGAUUAUUUCAAAAUCAAUUUUAAUAAAAUUUAUAUGAUGAUUUUUUGGAAGUUAAAGUAUUUUAUUCAAAAUGAUAACAUGUAAAUGUAUUAUAAAACACUCAUUGAUAUUUAUAAGAAAGCUUAUUAUUAGCAGUAGCUGCUUAGCACUAGCAAAAAUAUCACUGAUCUGACAAGUACUGUCAAUCAAAGAGAAUUUUUUAAACAAAUCAAAGUUAAAAAUCUAUACUUAGAUUGUUUUCGGUUCAAAAUUGUUUUAAAGCCUAAUUCGGUUUAAUGUUUGUGAUUUGAGUUGUGAUAUUAUUGUUUUAUACAAAAAGCGUUGUAGCCCAUCUUCAGAGAUACACAGUUUUUAUACGUACAUGGUAACGAACUGUUGACACUGUAGCGUAGCUCUGUUUCGUGUAUUACGACUGCUGUGAUGGACUUCUUAUUGAGUGCAGCUAUCUGUCAGGUUGUAGUGUAGUAAGUGUUAAGUGGAACUUUGGAAGCGCUUUUUGGCCAAAUUUCUGUGUGAAACUUUUCAACCGGUCCCGAAGGCGGGGAAGCAUUUCGGGACAGUUUGGUGCUUUCAUGAAAUUUUACUACACCCCUCGUUUCUGUGAAUUGUCAAAAGAACAACAUUGUCUGUCAAAUUGUAUAAAACUCUAUCCUAGCUUGGCUGGUCGCUGUACGCGCUGUUGUUGUGCGUGCGCGUGUGAGAGUGCGUGCGUGUGUGUUCGCGGACAGGGUACAUGGACUCGCUAUCUGCUUGUUUUAUAUACUUUUGCCAACCGUAUUGUUACAUUUGUUUUCCUUCUCGUGUUAUCUAGGCAUGGUUGUACAAUUUUUGUUGAACCGCUUCUUUAGUAUUGUCGGAGCAAUCGAAGAUUCUCAUCCCUUAUUCGUAAAAAGAUCUUUAUAAGAAAGUGUUUUUUAUAAUUUUGAAAUCAAUAGGCCAUUAAGAAGAACUAGAAAUACGUUAUAAAAAUGAAUUUGAAGUGGGACCAAUUUUAUUGGUAGCUACACAGUUAGUUUGUACGGAACAGGUAUUUGGUAUUUUUCCUAAAACUCACCAUAAAAAAUAAGGAAAUUUUGAAGUUUGAUUAAUAAAUCCUGUAGUUAUUUUUUACUAAACCCCUUAGAGCCCAUCCAUAACAUUUAAACUAAUUAUGUUGCAUUAUAUCAUUUUUAAUGCGAUUUUGAAGUGUUAAGUUUUUAAUUUAUUAAUCUGUGAUGUUUAGGGAAUAAUUUGAUUUCUCCCAAGUUGUGUGUUCAUUUAUUGCUUAGUCGUGAUAGUCUCUAGGCUGAGAAUCAGCUACUUACGUAACGAAAGCUUUAAUGAUUUCAUAGAGAAAUUGUAUAACCACGCCGUAACUGUUGGCCUCCUGUUUGUCUAUAGUGUUUACAUCUUUUAUUUAUUAUUAUUAGGAUUUAUUGAUAUUUAUAAUUAAAGCUUUUUAUAUGACAUUGAAUGUAUAUUUCCAUGUUGAUCUUAUAGCACAAGUGCCUUAGGUAAGGCAUAGAUGUUUGUGUGUGGCUUGUCGUCUUUGUCGUCAUUCUUGCACAACUCUAGUUUCUUGCACAAUUUUCAUUUGCGUAACGGUUUUAUAAAUUAGCAAAUACUUUCUAAGAAAGUGUAGAUACAUACGAUGGACUGCCUCUGCUUUUUUACUUAAUGCUCAUGUAUAAUUUGUGUACAUGAAAGAGUAUUUUUUCAAAUCGCAUCGUAGUGGAUUCGGGGUGUGGCUGACUUAUACAUUCCACAUCUACGUUUAGUUUUAAAAUUAGUUAUUGUGUUUUAUUUUUAUUUAUAUCAGAUGUCUAUUUUUUACUGAAUUUUAGAUUGUUUUCUCACUUAUUGUAAUUUAGUUUUUCUAAUUUAAUAUUUGUACUGUUGAUACAUUAAUUUGUAUAUCUUAUGGUUUACCAUAGCCAAAGUCGAAAUAAAUAAUCACAAUCAGAAA